This is a messenger RNA of Carassius carassius (crucian carp), 3498 nucleotides long. RefSeq lists its product as uncharacterized. Lineage: Eukaryota; Metazoa; Chordata; Actinopteri; Cypriniformes; Cyprinidae. The coding region runs from base 15 to 2768 and encodes 917 amino acids. Gene Ontology annotation, molecular function: protein binding. The record is from RefSeq and is a predicted model, not a curated record. The transcript is spliced from 9 exons.
GGGUAUCAGUGAUAAUGUUUAUAAACGCGUAUAUCUCUCAGACAGACAGACGGAGGCUGUGGAGCCCACAUCAGGGCCUGACCCGCUCAGCGCGUCUGCGCAUGCGCACCGGAGCAGUGCUAAUGGCGGAGAGCGUGCGGUCGCCGUUCGAUUACCGGGAGCCUCCGACCCUCGACAGCGACGGGGAUGGAGGGAAGCCGCCGCCGCCGCGCGGGCGAGUGUGUGGCAGGAAGAGGAAGGGCACGCCGGUGAAGGUGUGUGAGAGGGCGGUGUAUGUGACGGAGGACGAGGAGGAGAGUCUGUCUGAACACAGUUACAGCCCAGGAGAUGAUCAGUACGCGGAGGGAUCUGAAGACAGACUUCCUCCUCCGGACAGCCCUUACUUCCUCACAGACCCUCAGCUCUGUGUGCCCGAGCUGGCUGAAGAGGGCGCUAGUGGCGUCCGCGGCCCCGUGCUGUUCCACCCCCCGCCCAACUGCAGGAUCAGAGAGGUGCAUUGUGGGAGUCAGGUCCGGCUCGUCGUCAUAGCCAUUCGAGACAUUGCCAAAGGAGAGGAGAUCACCGUGGACUACAGCCUGACCGACUGGGGAGAGAAUACCAUGGGCUUUCACACUGCAGUGUCCCCGCGCGGGUUUGACUGUGGAUUCAACCCAGAGAGCACCAUCAAGAAGGAGGAGGAGCCGGGUUCACUCCCUCUGUCUCUCACUGUUUCUGACUACCUCACGCCGUCCUGGUCUCUGUCUCCCUCCUCCUCUCCGCUGUCUCACUCCGAGGCCAGCGACUCCGACCGAGAGGACGAGGAGGAGGAGGAAGACGACGACGAUGAUGACGACGACGACGAAGAGGACCUGGAGGACCUGCGUGGACGCAUGAUGAGACGCCGCAAGAAACGCAAAACCUCUGCGACCGUCAAGAAGAAGGCCCAGCCCCGCCCCCUGUCCUUCGCAUGCCCCGCCCCUUCCUCACCAGCGCCCUUCCAGCAGCCUCUAGCCCCGCCCACGACAAACAUCAACAAUAAUAUCAACAUAAACAUCGGUGCGAGUGGCACGCUCUCCCGCAGACAGCACUGUCCCUACUGCGGGCGUCACUUCCGCUCCCUCGCUAGACACCUGGAGAAACACCACGAGCAGCAGCCCGAGGUCCGAGCUGCCAUGGAGCUGUCGCACCCCCCCACCUCCUCGCACCCCUUCACCUCUCCCGCUCAGCCCUCGUCCUCCCUGGGAACAACCUCCCUGUUCUCCCGCGAGCGAGACUCUUCGUCUUCAGCCCCGAAAGCCGGAGGUGUCUCCUUCUCGCUCUCGCUGUCUCCGCCUCCUGCCUCCAGUACCUCAAAAAAGAGCUCAACAUCAUCGCCUAAAAAGCCAGCCGCUAACAAGAGCCCUACCGUCUCACCCAACCCUCCCGCCAGGAGAGGACGGCCACCGAAGAAAGAGAAAGAACAGCCGCAGAAGAAGCAGGAGGAGGCGCCUCCAACGCCCGGGAAACAGGAGGAGGAGGAGGUCGACAUGAGAGAAGACGUAAGCACAGAGGACAAGGACGGUGAAAUGACGAGCGGUCACAUGCCUCCUCUGCUGUCGUCUCUCUCUACACUGGUGCUGUAUCUCCGGCGGCAGCAGCACGCCUCGUUCCUGUCCCUGUCCCACGCUCCUCCGUCGGCCGAGGCCUGGCGUCUGCUCUGUCACUCCAGCCUGGCUCUGCUGAUCCUCUUCAACCGUCACCGUGAGUGUGAAGUGGCCAAGCUCUCGGUGCAGGACUACCGUGGCCGCGCUUCUCCCUCCUCUCCCUCGCUGGAGGCCGCUCUGUCCCCGUUCGAGCGCGCCGUGCUCUGUCUGCUGCCGCGGGUGGGAGUCCUGGGCAAACGAGGCCGCGUCCAGACGCUCAUCCUUCCUCCGCACUCGGAGGCCUGUCUGGAUCUGCUCCUGAAGACGUCUGCAGACGUGGGUGUGGAUCCCCAGAGCCCGUAUGUGUUCUCUCGGCCGUAUCACUCCCCGGCCACACCUCUGCGCGGGACAGACCUGCUGCGUAGCCUAGCGCGCUCUAGCGGUGCGAAGAACCCCGCGGCGCUCACCGCCCCCCGAACACGCCGACAGGUGGCCAUCCUGACCCAGCUGCUGCUGCUGGAGGAGGGCGAGCGCACGCCGGGCACAGCCACCAGACGCCUGGAGGACUUCCUGCAGAGCGAGUAUCACGUGACCCAGAGCUGCGCUCGGAUUGGUCAGGACCCGGCGCUGAUGAACCGCGUGGGGAGAGUGGUUCUGUACGGAGAGAGAGAGGGAGUGCUGUUCAGAGGAAUGAGCCUGCAGCACAUCUGCCUCGAGCUGGACGUGAUGUCGGGGAACUCUGCCGACUCGUUCUCGGAGGACUCUGAUGGAGAGGCCAGUAAGAGUAAAGACUCUGUGAAGAAGAAGAAGCAAGGGUCAAGUACUCGAGCGCCGCGGCUGAAGAAGAGCAGUCCUCAUCCGUCCAGCAGCUCACCGUCAGCAGCACUCAAGAGACGCAGCGCUCCGCUCAAGACCGGGAAGCGCGGUGUGCUGAAGCGGCCGUGGUCGGAGGCUGAGCGAGUCGCAGUGGAGACGCACCUGAAGAGGAACAUCAUGGAGCUGCGUGUUCCUGCUAAAGCAGACUGUGAGCGCUGCCUGCAGCUCUGUCCUCUGCUGGUCAGUAACCAGCGCGACUGGAGGGCCAUCAAGUUCUACUGCCACAACCGCAUCCAGCUGCUGAGGAAACAGGGACGACGAGACGGGAACACGGCCGCUAACGUCUGCUAACCUCAUCAUUCACUCUCCUCACGCAGACCGCUUCUGUCGAAAACACAACCAAGAUUCACCGGAGCCAUCUUUAAUAUCUCAGCCAAGUGCCAAAACGCCACACACAAGUAUCUUAACAGCAGCCUGUGUGCUCUCUUUCCCACUAAAAUAUCCACUUCUGUUUGAACUGCUGCACAUUUAACAUCAUCAGAGAAUAAAGUGUCACAUGACUGCUGUGAUCUUGAUGAACUCGUGUGGAAAAGAGUUGUGUUGAGAUUACUUCAGCUCGGUGAGUCUCUGGUUGUGUUGGAUAUUUCCUGAACUCUUCUUCUAAGCUCACACACUCACUGCAUGCUCACACACACACACACACACACACAUCGCCAUGUGUGUGUGUGACUCCAGGACCGUUUCUGUUUCACGUGUGCAGACUCCUCAGAAACACAGCAGUGAUGAACCGAUCAUAACUCUCUCUAUAAGGACUGUUUUUACACACUGAUGGGUGCGGACUGGCUCUCUCGCUCUCAGUUGUUAAACAGUGUUGGAUCAUCUGGGACCAGUUUUUCUCAGUCUCACCUCAUGCGUCUUGAGUCUGAUUCUCUAUCAGGAUCAAUCUCACCAACAACACGCCCAGAUCAUACUUCACAGUCAGAUCAACAGUGAUUUGUGUUUUCUGUUUAUCAGUAUCAAUACUGAUUCUCAUUACUGUAAUGCAUUGAUAUAAAUACAUCAUUCUUAUUUUUUAAUAUUC